AUGAUCAAGGCGAUCUUCUACAGCAAAUUCGAUACGAUAGAGGGACCCAAAGUCGUCCACCAAGUCCCCGAUGGAGCCAUCGUCCCCUCCCCCACGGCACCCUCACAACCACCCUUACUCAUCUUCUCAGACGUCUCCUUCUUCGUCAUUCCCCGCCAGGAGCUUUGCGGGAACCUUCUACAAGUCUGCACAAAUGGCUACCGUAUCCUGGGCUACCCAAUCUGCAUGAAGUCAGUGCGGUAUGACCGCAAUGAAUUCAUCUUCAACUUUUGCAUAGUCCUUGCCGAAGAGGAUGACUUUAGCACAUACAAGAGUGUGGCGCAGAAGCUAGCAGACUUGAUGCAUGGCCUGGAAGAACAGAAUGGCUUUUUAUCCCGCGAUUUCUCGAAGAGCGGGGAGGGGAAGGUGUACAGUCUCUGCGAGAUGUUGAUGGAGGACUUGAAUAACUAUUGCGAGUGCAUGAUACCCAUUGAUGAGUUGAACACGUUGAACAUUAAACUCUUCCCGAUAUAUCCCUCUCCUCCACCUGUCAAGGCCUGGCAGGUGCCUCUUUUCACAUUGCGAUACCAGGCCUUUAUGGAUGAGAACUGGGACUUGACCAUGCAAAGGAUCGUCCCACACAUAAAUGGCGUGAACAGCGUCCGCAUCAUCUCCAUCUUAGCCGACACAGAGUUUUCCCUCACCUGCCGCGCCCUCCGCCACCUCCUCUACUACGGCUGUCUCUUCAUCCUCGACAUAUUCUCCUUCUCCGCAAUCUACGCCCCAACCGCCCAAUUCACCCCAACAAUAGCCUCCGACGAAGCAAUGCAACUAGAAUGCGCCCGCUACGUAAACCUCCGCUUCGCACCACACUCACCAGUCGGCCCCUCCACCCCCCUCCCAGCAACCCUAAUCCCCAGCCCCAGCGCCAACAACAGCACAAACGGCAGCACAGGAACAGCCCCCCUCUCCAGUCUCACAGACCCAGCGCCCAGCCUAAGCCGCGACGACUCCCGCUUCGACUCCCGCUUCGACGCAGAAGAAAUCUGGCCCCUCCUCGGCCCUGAAGAAUCACCCACACCCACAGACCCAAUAAUCACAGACGCAACCGCCCCAACAGCCCUCUACAAACCAGCCAUCGUCGACGGCGUCGCCCUAGUCGAGCUCUACGCAAGUCUGAAACAAGGCCAAAGCGUAAAGCAAUGGUACGCAGCACACAGCCGCGCCCUGGCAAACAUCGACAUCCGCCGCUUUAUCACCUUCGGCGUCAUAAAAGGUUUCCUGUACCGGGUACACAAGUACGCUUUCGCGACCGGACAGCCAGCGUCCACACCACGAUCUUCGUCGUUUGCGCCGACGGGACGGUCUUCGCGCGCAACGACGGGGUCGAAUACGCCCUAUGCGGUUUCGAGCGUUGGGGAGGAGACGUCGGCUGUUUCGCGGCGGGAGUCUAGUCGCGAAAGAGCUGGGUCGUCGGUUAGUGGGGGGAGGGGUGGGAUUGGACUUGGGAAUGGGAUUGGGGCGCCAUCGGCGUUUUGGGAGGAGGAUGAGGAGGUUGGUGAUGAGGUUUUGGCGAAGUAUCUGGAUGGGACGCAUUGCUUUGAUCAGAUUUGUACGGAGUUGGAGAUGAGUGAGAGGGAGUUGACGGCUAGGUUGAAGAGGUAUCCUUGGGAGGUUUUGAUUCUUCAUCGGUGA
Penicillium bovifimosum is the source of this 1674-nucleotide messenger RNA. Its product is annotated as nitrogen permease regulating protein NPR2. Gene Ontology annotation, biological process: positive regulation of autophagy; negative regulation of TORC1 signaling. Gene Ontology annotation, cellular component: vacuolar membrane; GATOR1 complex. Lineage: Eukaryota; Fungi; Ascomycota; Eurotiomycetes; Eurotiales; Aspergillaceae. The transcript has 4 exons. Gene Ontology annotation, molecular function: GTPase activator activity. The record is from RefSeq and is a predicted model, not a curated record. Bases 1 to 1674 code for a protein of 557 amino acids.